GUGUCAAAGCCAGUUAGCUAGCGAGGAGCCAGUAGCCCUCUUGACGCGCCCCACUCUUCGGCCCAGUCAGCUGGUCUUAGAGAAGAAUCGUGUUUACGUUUUCUUCCUGGACCGACUCACUUGUCUCCGUCCGAGUCACCUGCUAACAGGCGGGAUCAGUGGAGGCUGCAUCCGUCAGCCAGCUUCUUGGGGGCGGGCGUCCGCCUGUCACGAUUAGCGGGCUUGUUUCUGUCAGCACAUAGGACUUAUUAGACGGAGCUUAUCGAGCAUCCUCAGGCGGCAGACAUGAGUGGGAAGCUGGGAGACCUCAGCCCCAAACAGGCUGAAGCUCUGCACCAGUUCCGGGAGAGGACUCAAGAUGUUCUUUCCCAACUUCCUGCCCAGCAUGACCACUUCCUGCUGCGAUGGCUAAGAGCCAGAAACUUCAACGUGCAGAAGUCUGAGGCCAUGCUGCGAAAGCACUUGGACUUCAGGAAACAAAUGAAAGUGGACACAAUCAUCAGCGACUGGCGACCCCCCGAGGUCAUCGAGAAGUAUCUCUCUGGGGGAAUGUGUGGCUACGACCGCGAGGGCAGUCCCGUCUGGUAUGACGUCAUCGGACCUGUGGACCCCAAAGGCCUUUUCCUGUCUGCCUCCAAGCAGGACUUCAUUAAGUCUAAGAUCCGAGACUGUGAGAUGCUGCAGAGGGAGUGCACUGUCCAGUCGCAGAAGCUGGGGAAGAACGUGGAGUCCAUCACAAUGAUUUACGACGUCGAGGGUCUGGGUUUGAAGCACUUGUGGAAGCCUGCCAUUGAAACAUAUGGAGAGAUCCUCCAGAUGUUUGAGGACAACUACCCAGAAGGCCUCAAGCGGUUGUUUGUCAUUAAAGCUCCCAAACUCUUCCCAGUGGCCUUCAACCUUGUCAAACACUUCCUUAGCGAGAACACGCGGCACAAGAUCUGCAUCCUUGGCGGCGACUGGCAGGAGGUGUUACUGAAGUACAUCGACGCGGACGAGCUGCCCGUCAUCUACGGUGGGAAACUGACGGAUCCUGACGGAGACCCGCGCUGUCGGACCAGGAUAAACCAUGUCGGCCCAGUUCCCACCUCCUACUAUGUUCGGGAUCACGUCUCAGUGGAGUAUGAUCAGUGUUUGACUGUCAGCCGAGGGUCAACGCAACAGUUGGAUUACGAGAUUCUCUUCCCAGGAUGCGUCCUCAGGUGGCAGUUUUCCAGCGAGGGUGCAGACAUCGGUUUCGGGGUGUUUAUGAAGACAAAAAAGGGCGAAUGGAAGAAAGCGGCUCAGAUGGAUGAAGUGCUGCCCAGCCAGCGCUACAACGCUCACUUAGUGCCUGAGGACGGCUCGCUGACCUGCGAACGACCUGGCGUGUAUGUGCUGCGAUUCGACAACACUUACAGCAUCUUCCAGGCCAAGAGAAUCAGUUUCACUGUUGAGGUUCUGCUGCCGGACCGCUUGAAGCCCCAACAGGCCAAUGAAGGGCCUGGGAGUUAAAAAAAAAAAAAAAAACGAAGCAAGCAAUUA
Molecule: messenger RNA, 1521 nt
Organism: Dunckerocampus dactyliophorus (ringed pipefish)
Lineage: Eukaryota; Metazoa; Chordata; Actinopteri; Syngnathiformes; Syngnathidae
Product: SEC14-like protein 2
Exons: 12
Coding region: 286-1491 (401 amino acids)
Cellular component (GO): cytoplasm
Source: RefSeq, a predicted model, not a curated record